AUGUCUAGAGCAAUAUCUUCAACAAGAGUUUUAAUAGAUGAUCAAAUAACACCAGGAACUAUCAUAUAUUCAAUUGAAACAGGUAAAAUACUAGAUAUAUAUAAAGAAAUUCUACAACCGGGAGAUCCUAUAUUAAAAAGAUAUGAUGUUUUAUCAAUAGAUUAUAGAAAUGUUUCACCAGCAGUUGUUAUGCCUGGAUUAGUUGAUGCUCAUGUACAUUUAAAUGAACCAGGAAGAACAGAAUGGGAAGGAUUUGAAACUGGAACAAAAGCAGCAGCUUCAGGAGGAGUAACAACAGUAAUUGAUAUGCCAUUAAAUGCAAUACCACCAACAACCACUGUACAAAAUUUUAAUAUUAAAAUAAAUGCUGCUAAAAAUCAAUGUUGGGUAGAUGUUGGAUUUUGGGGUGGAUUAAUACCAACAAAUUUAUUAGAUUUAAAACCAUUAAUUAAAAUGGGAGUUAGAGGGUUUAAAGCAUUUAUGAUUGAAAGUGGUGUUGAAGAAUUUCCUGCAAUAACUCCAAAGAUAAUACUUGAUGCUAUGAAGAUUGUUAAAAAUGAAAAGACAUUGUUGAUGUUUCAUGCUGAAAUGCAACCUAAAGAACAUAGAGUAGAGUUUGAACUCUCCGGUGAUGAAGAAGAGGAACAAAAUUUAGUAGUUACAGUUGAAGAUGCAUUAAUGAAUACGAAUUUCGAUUUAGGAAUGUCAGCAUCAUUCAUAAAUAGAGCUCCUAAAAAAGUUGUUAAACUCUUGGAGAAUGAUCAUGGAGAUUAUAAACAUGAACAUGAAAAUUGUCAUUUACCUCAUAAUCAUGCAGGAUCAAUGGAUCAAAAAGUUUUAACUGAUGCUCAAGCAAGAGCUUUAGCUCAUACUCCUAUACUAGCAGGUGCAGAACCAACAUAUGGUAAAAAUGCCAUGAAAGUAAAUAAACAUGAACCAUGGGAAGAUGAUACAAAAGUUAGUACUCCUUUGCUUUUGGCUGCACAAAAGGAUGCUACUUUAAAAAAUAUAGAUCCAACAUCAUAUGCUUCUUUUUUAGCAUCAAGACCUGAUAAUUUUGAAACUACAGCAAUUGCAGAAAUAAUAAAUUGUUCUACUUUGAUACCCAAUGUACCAUUACAUAUUGUUCAUUUAGCUACUCACGAAGCUAUUCCAUUACUUAGAGCUGCAAAAGCUAAAAAUUUACCAAUCACCGCAGAAACAUGUUUCCAUUACUUAAGUUUAUGUGCUGAAAAAAUAGAAAAUUGUCAUACUCAUUUUAAAUGUUGUCCACCGAUAAGAACAGACGACAACCGAAAAUUAUUAUGGAAAGCUUUAAGAAAUGAUAUAAUAACAACAGUUGUAAGUGAUCAUUCUCCAUGUACACCUGAUUUAAAAGGUUUAGAAAAAGGUGAUUUCUUUGAAGCUUGGGGUGGUAUAUCAAGUGUUGGAUUUGGUUUACCUAUAUUAUAUACAGAAGGUCUUAAAUUAAACCCUCCAAUAAGUCUUGAAGAAAUUAAUAAAUGGUGUUCUAAAAAUACAGCAAAACAAGUUGGAUUAGAUCAUAGAAAAGGUUCAUUUAAAAUUGGUUAUGAUGCGGAUAUUUGUGUAUUUGAUACUGAUUCCCAAUUUAAAAUUGAAAAUAAACAAGUAUAUUUUAAAAAUAAAUUAACAGCUUAUGAUGGUAUGGAAUUUAAAGGGAAAGUUUUAGAAACUUUAGUAAGAGGUAAAACUGUAUAUGCAUUAGGUAAAGGUCAUUCAAAUUUCCCAUUAGGAGAUUUGAUAUUGGAACCAAGGAGGUAA
Messenger RNA from Lodderomyces pseudojiufengensis, 1782 nucleotides. It is a transcript of the gene DAL1, whose product is annotated as allantoinase. Gene Ontology annotation, molecular function: allantoinase activity. NCBI's taxonomy places the organism in Eukaryota, Fungi, Ascomycota, Pichiomycetes, Serinales, Debaryomycetaceae. Gene Ontology annotation, cellular component: cytoplasm. Gene Ontology annotation, biological process: purine nucleobase catabolic process. The transcript has a single exon. The record is from RefSeq and is a predicted model, not a curated record. Bases 1 to 1782 code for a protein of 593 amino acids.